UCCUUUCAGUAUAAGUUUCCUAGCAGAUAGAUUUCCUAGUACGAUCAUAAAAUAUAUAAUUACAUACAGAAAAAACUAUAGCGAAUUUCGUCUCGUGUAUUUAUAUCUUCGCAUAUUUUUAUAUCAAACUGUUUACAAACCGGAACCACGGUGGAAGGUUCAAGUAAUGACCUCCAUUAUUUUUAUUUAGAAUUAGAUAAUUUGUUGAAAAGGUAUGAGUGUUAUUAAAGUUAUGGAUGAAGGGGUAUCUGAGCCCCUUCUAGUGAUAAACAGAGACAAGAUAAGAAAACACUGGGGCAAAACCGAGACAGAACUAUUCGAACUAUUAGAAAAACUCAGAGAAUGGAUUAAAACACAAAAUUUUCCUGAAAUGCCAACCGACAACAUUCUUGAGUUCUUUCUAACAAAUUGCAAGUACAAUAUAGACAAAACAAAGAAAAAUUUAAUGACUUACUAUUCUAUCAGAAAGGAAAUACCUGAAGUAUAUCGCCAUUCAAAUCCACGAUCACCAGAAAUGGAGGAUUGCUGGGAUAUGGGAGUACUUUGUCCAUUACCAAAUCCAGCCGAGGAUCUUUACAGACUGCAAAUAGUGAAAUUAAAUCAAAAUUGUUCAAAUUUUGUAGCAUGGAAAUAUUUCGCACUUAUGUUAAACAUAUAUGAAAUACGAAUAUGCGAAGAUUUGUGUCUGAGUGAGAUUAUCAUAGUAGAUUAUAAACAAUUAACGUGGAAUCAUGUUUUUAAAAUGACACCAUUGUUGUUCAAGAUGACAACUAUUUUAGACAAAUUAGCAAAAAAUCGUAUAAAACAUAUACAUGUGAUUGAGGCUCCUUCCUACGUAAGCGUGUUAAUCAAUGUUGCAAAAAGAUUUCUAAAGAAGAAAAUAGCGGACAGGAUAAUAAUACAUAAAAACAUAGAGAGCUUGUACGAAUAUGUUCCACAAGAAUUACUUCCAAGUGAUUACGGGGGAAAGGAGAAAUCACUGGAUGAAAUAAUUGAUCUAUGGAAAGAACACGUCAAAAAAUAUCAAGAAAGAUUUGACUUUUUAGAUAAACUAGGAAUGGACACAUCUGAGAAAGAAGAAUGGGAGUAGGCAUCCUAAAACUAAUUAAUUAUACAAACUAUCUAAUUAAAAAUUGUUGUGAAUUGA
This is a messenger RNA of Diabrotica virgifera virgifera (western corn rootworm), 1147 nucleotides long. Its product is annotated as alpha-tocopherol transfer protein-like. The record is from RefSeq and is a predicted model, not a curated record. The coding region runs from base 215 to 1090 and encodes 291 amino acids. The transcript is spliced from 6 exons. Gene Ontology annotation, molecular function: phosphatidylinositol bisphosphate binding. Lineage: Eukaryota; Metazoa; Arthropoda; Insecta; Coleoptera; Chrysomelidae. Gene Ontology annotation, cellular component: membrane.